UUUACCUUUCAUGUGUUUUAGACUUCCUGUUUUGAUUUAACACACGUGUUUUGGAAACUGUAAACAAACAAAAUAUGCCGAAAAAUAAAGGUGGCGGAGGAGGCAAGGGUGGCGGAAAAGGAGGAAAGGGAGCAGAAGGUGGUGGAGAUGAAGGGAAACAAGCAAAAGGAGGAAACGCUGUCAAAGUUAGACACAUUCUUUGUGAGAAACAGUCAAAAUGUUUAGAAGCUAUGGAAAAGUUAAAGGGAGGAAUGAAGUUUAAUGAAGUGGCAGCUACAUAUAGUGAAGACAAAGCCAGAUCUGGGGGUGAUUUAGGUUGGAUGAUUAGAGGAAGUAUGGUUGGUCCUUUUCAAGAUGCAGCAUUCGCUCUCCCAAUAAGCUCUCUAGGAAAUCCUAAUUACACAGACCCACCUGUCAAAACGAAAUUUGGAUAUCAUAUAAUAAUGGUGGAAGGCAAGAAAUGAUGAAAUGAUGAAUUAAGACAACAUUCAGCAUAAACUCACAAUUUAAUCUAUAAAUGUUAACAAAUCUGUACCUCAAAAUUUACACUGAGUAUAUCUGUAAUUUGGAUUAAAUAUGUUGAAAAAUGCCACUUAUUAGAAUGAUGUGCAAGUUAUAUCAUUUUCUUGUUAAGAAAAGUUAAGAUUACUUCACUAUUUUAUGUCUGUUAUUGAUGCAUAGAUCCUCCUCAGACUUACACAAUAAGCAUACAACACCAGCAACACAGAAAUCUUUAUUUAAGUGUAAGAAGUGUAGAAUAGAUUUUUUUCCAUCUUAUAAAAGUUGUAUUUACAUUUAAAAGAUCUUGGAUACAAAUUAUAGAUUAUGAUAUUGUAUUGUGCAAAAUCUUUAAAUUUAAAUGUAUGAUUUUGUCAUAUUGAUGUGUAUGGUUGUAUGUUCUUGAUUCCUAUGUUUUCUAUUUACUUAUUUUUGCUAUGUAUGCAUUUAUAUAACAGAAAAUAUUAAAUUUUAAAACUU
This is a messenger RNA of Mytilus trossulus (common blue mussel), 978 nucleotides long. Its product is annotated as peptidyl-prolyl cis-trans isomerase NIMA-interacting 4-like. Gene Ontology annotation, biological process: rRNA processing. Gene Ontology annotation, cellular component: nucleus. The transcript is spliced from 3 exons. Gene Ontology annotation, molecular function: peptidyl-prolyl cis-trans isomerase activity; DNA binding. NCBI's taxonomy places the organism in Eukaryota, Metazoa, Mollusca, Bivalvia, Mytilida, Mytilidae. Bases 75 to 464 code for a protein of 129 amino acids. The record is from RefSeq and is a predicted model, not a curated record.